Molecule: messenger RNA, 210 nt
Organism: Iphiclides podalirius (scarce swallowtail)
Lineage: Eukaryota; Metazoa; Arthropoda; Insecta; Lepidoptera; Papilionidae
Source: the annotation of a GenBank genome assembly
AUGUUCAAGAAAGUAUUCUUUUUGGCCAUGGUUGUAAUGCUUAUUGGCGUGUCUAAUCGGCAGGCCGCAGAUGGUCAAGGGGGUGGAGGCAUGGGUGGCGGCGGAGGUUUCGGUGGUGGUUUCGAUAUUGGAAUGAGUGCCGGCGCCGGUGGUCAAGCUGGCGGACAAGGUAGCGGUCAGGCAGGCGGUCAAGGAGGUCAAGGAGGAAAA